AUGGACGGAGUAGUUCAUGUCGUAACGGUCCUGGGUGAUCGUAUCUCCAACAAUGUCAAGGGCACCUUUGCCAGCAUGACCGCAGAGAAGUGGAUUCGCCUGAUCAUCAUUGUCGGAGCUUAUGCCCUGUUGCGCCCGUACAUCAUCAAGCUCGGCGGAAAGGCGCAGAUGCAGCAGCACGAAGACGAGUCCGCUGAAGCCAUCAGGGGCACCAUCUCCCCCAACGAGCUGCGCGGACAAAAGGCCAUGGUCCGUCUUCCCGGUGAGGACAGCGACUCGGAAGACGACGAGGCGCAAAACGGAGAGUCUUCGGCGGCCGACUGGGGCAAGAAGGCCCGCAGGAGACAGCGCAUGGUUAUCAAGAAGCUCAUUGAGGCCGAGGAGGACAGACUUCGGGAGACCCAGGAGGAGGAAGAGGAUAAGGAUAUUGAGGAGUUCCUACUCAAGGAAUAG
This is a messenger RNA of Sordaria macrospora k-hell, 453 nucleotides long. RefSeq lists its product as uncharacterized. NCBI's taxonomy places the organism in Eukaryota, Fungi, Ascomycota, Sordariomycetes, Sordariales, Sordariaceae. The record is from RefSeq and is a predicted model, not a curated record. Gene Ontology annotation, biological process: protein transport.